UAAACUCUGUACUGUGAAUUCUUCUAUUAAGUAAGGUGUGAAAUUUUUACCGGAAAACAAUAACAAAAACAAAAAUAUACACACUGUAUUUAAAAAUAACACAAACACGUUCUGUUAUACAGAUUUUCAAUAAUAAAAACAUUAAUUAAAACCACUUCCAAGGAGGCAAAGCAAACAGCCGACGGAAUAUGAACAUUUGUAUGAAGUUAACAAAGGCAACAGCUGUCAUUACUGAGGAGGAGCACCAGGAACCGCAGGGAGAUUUUCACAUAUAAUUUCCCAUAUUUUAAAUAUGCUGUGAAAAUUGGAGCAAGGUUAAUUGAUUAUAUUUCGAUGACAUUGUAGCUAAAUAAGACCACUAGUGUACAUUUUGCCGGCAAAGAAUUGAUGUCUUAGAAAGAAAUAGAACUCACUGACAAAAUGGCAAAAGAGUCGUUUCGUGAAAGACAAAUGCAAGAACUGGAAGCGAUAAAGUCAAUUUUUGGCAACGAUGUUGAAGAUUUGCGUCCAUAUAACAGCAGUGCCACACCUUCACAAUGGAAACCAACGGAUAUUCGAAUUAUGCUGACACCGCUGAGAGAUUCAUCGAAUGGCCAACCGGAGGUACAUGUUCGUACCAAACUUCAUGUGGUGUGUCCCUCCAAAUAUCCAAAGGUAGCACCCAAAGUCACCCUGGAAGAAUCGAAAGGCAUUUCGGAUCAACUAAUAGAGGAAUUACUCCAAGAAUUGCAGCAACAAUCUCAAGAAUUACGCGGAGAAGUUAUGAUCUAUGAACUCGCCCAGACGGUACAAGCAUUUCUGCUGAAACACAAUAAACCACCACGUGGAUCUUUUUAUGAUGAAAUGUUACAACAAAAACAACAACGGGAACAGGAGUUACUUGAUAUGAAAAAACAACGUGAAAAUCAAGAGAGACAAAAUCUUAUCGAGGAGGUUGAGCGGCGCAAAGAAAUGUUUAAAUCAGAGGCAAAACGACGUGAACCACGUCGCAGUAUGAGCGAGUCGAAUCAUCGACAUCCCAGCUCCUCGGAAAGUUCGGAGAGCUCGUCACCAUAUUAUCGUGGGCAAAUCUAUCUCACAAGAUGUGUGGAACAUCGCAAUAGUGAAACGUUAUACUUCCACAAAGUGGGCCGACAAAUAAGACGCGGCAGCUGUUUGGGACAUUCACAAAAGGGCUGUAUUGCCUAUACAGGAAUCGAUAUUGACACGGGUCAAUUGGUCUACAUCACUGAAUGGAAUAUAAAAUAUUCUCAAAUUGAACAACACUGUGGCGGGAGUGGCAAAUGCCUAUGGCUCACUUCCGAACCAAAAUGUUCGGGCAGCCAUCGUGUCGAUGAUAUUAUUGCAUCGAUAGAGAAACAAGUUAGCAUUUUGGCCCAACUACAUCAUAAGAAUCUCAUCCAAUAUGAGUGUGUGCUGUGUAUUAAACGCAAAGAAGGAUUGUUGGUGUAUUUGGUGCAGGAUUUUGUAUUUGGCACAAGUGUGUUUAGCAUUUCAUCAGCCCUGGGUUGGUGUAUGGAUGGUGUAAGAGGUGUGGCCAAAGGCGUAUUGGAGGCUUUAGUGUUUCUACACAACAAAGGUGUUUCGCAUAGCCAUCUAUUGGACACCACGGUGUUUAUGGAUAAUAGUGGCACAAUAAGAGUAACUGAUUUUUCAAUAGUUACAAAUUUGUUGGAACUAAUUGGUGGUUCAGGAGAGAGAUCAACCCAUGGAGAUUUGCCAGCUUUGGGAACCCUGGUGGACAGUUUGAUGAGUACGCACACACCAGAAAUGCGGGAUUUUAUUGACAAAUGCCAUUCAGAUCGUACAUUAUCCGCAUCCGAACUUUUGGAACAUCCAUUUCUCCGUUGCUCUCUGUUCACAAAUGAGGAUAAAGAAAAUCAACAUCUAACCAUGGCGCUGACCACAUACAAAACCAAUGGCGGUGGUGGCAAACCAUCUUUAGCGGUAGCUCCACUAAAUUUAAAGCAACGUAACAAUGUAACAGCACAACCAACCACACCACAAGCGUUAGCACCAUUUUCCAUACCAUCUUUACCCACCUCACAGUCUCGGCUACGGACGGAAUUUGAAGUUCUUAUGUAUCUGGGCAAGGGAGCUUUUGGAGAUGUUCUCAAAGUGCGAAAUAUACUUGAUAAUCGUGAAUAUGCCAUAAAACGUAUACCGCUACCGGCACGUAGCAAACAGCUAUACAAGAAAAUGACGAGGGAAGUGGAAUUGUUGUCACGACUAAAUCAUGAAAAUGUAGUGCGAUACUUCAACAGUUGGAUAGAAAGUGUCAAUGAGGAAGAUGUCGAAGAAAUGGAUAAAUUGGUGUCCGGCGAUUGGUCCAUGAGCGUGGAAAGUAUUAAACCCCCGAAAUCACCGCAAGUCACUAAUGCUACCACAGAGACUGAAACGGAUUCAUCAAGCCUCUGGAAUGGUUAUAUACCACAUAUGGAUGAUUCCGAUUCGGAUGGAAUUGAAUUUGUUGAUUCGAAUGGCGAAGCGGCAGUAUAUGAUGAUGAAGAUGAUGACGAUGUGGAUGAAGUUGAUUCGGAAAUAUCGAAGGUACUAUCGCCAAAACCCAUUAUGCAAAUCAUGUACAUACAAAUGGAAUUUUGUGAAAAAUGUACCCUUCGAACGGCCAUCGAUGAUAAUUUAUAUUCAAAUACUGAUCGUCUGUGGCGUCUAUUUCGCGAAAUUGCCGAAGGCCUGUCACACAUUCAUCAACAGGGUAUUAUACAUCGAGAUUUGAAACCUGUUAACAUUUUCUUGGACUCUCACGAUCAAAUUAAGAUUGGUGAUUUUGGUCUGGCCACUACAAGUUUCUUGGCAUUACAAUCGCAUCAAGAGCAAAACACACAACAAAAUCAUGCUUCUCAAAUAACGUCCAUGGAAGAUGGUACCGGAACAGGCAAAGUGGGUACCACCUUGUAUGUUGCCCCUGAAUUGACGGGCAAUGCUUCUAAAUCAACCUACAGCCAAAAGGUUGAUAUGUAUACGUUGGGUAUCAUCCUAUUCGAAAUGUGCCAUUCUCCAUUUGCCACAGGCAUGGAGCGAGCUGAAACUAUUAUAAAACUACGGAGUCCCAAUAUUGUUAUACCAAAUUAUAUGCUAACAAAUCCCAAAAAUGAAAAGACUGUAAAGCUCCUGCGUUGGCUUUUAAAUCAUGAUCCCUCACAAAGACCCACGGCUGAAGAAUUAUUGGUAUCUGAUCUACUGCCACCGGCCCAGCUAGAGGCCAGUGAAUUGCAAGAAAUGCUGAAAAAUGCUCUGGCCAAUCCACAAAGUAAAGCCUACAAACAUAUAGUAGCACGUUGCCUGCAACAAGAAAGCGAUGAGGUUUUGGAACACACCUACCACAUGGGUGGUAGUCGCGCUAUGAAAUCCUGGAAUACUCCAGUUGUUCUUGAAAGCCUGGUAACUCUGAGUCCAUUGAUUGAAUUUGUCAAGGGCAAGGUGGUUUCACUGUUUCGUAAACAUGGCGCCAUUGAAGUUGAUACACCGCUAAUGUCUCCUUUAACUAAACACACCAAUCAUUGGGUAAAUCCGGUAAAACUUAUGACACACUCUGGUUGUGUGGUAGUUUUACCAAGUGAUUUACGCACUGAAUUCGCCCGUCACAUCGCCAUGAGUGGGGUGAAUAUGAUACGACGUUAUUGUGUGGAUCGUGUAUAUCGUGAGGAAAAAGUGUUCAACUUCCAUCCGAAACAAAACUACGAAUGUGCUUUCGAUAUCAUUUCACCCCAUUCCGCAAGCCAUUUAGUUGAUGCCGAGCUUUUAUCCUUGGCCUUCGAAAUAGCUUCGGAAAUCCCAAAUCCAAGGGAAAAGAAUGUGAUGAUACGCAUGAAUCACACCAAUCUUUUGCGAGCCAUACUCCUAUACUGUAAUGUACCGAAGGAAAUGUAUGGAGAUCUUUUUGCUAGCAUAUUGGAUUACAUUGAAGGACGUAUAUCGAAAUUUCAGUUUCAUUCGAUUGUGAAUAGCAUUAUGGAAAAAUCCCGAACAUCGGGUUCGGCUCUAAUUGAUUUAUUGCUGGCAAAUUUCCAAAUGAGUGGUAAAAAUAGUGCCGAUGAUUCGUCGCUAAGAUCUUUGGUAAAAGGUAAAGGAGAGGCAGCUUCUCUUGCAAAGGGUGCGCUAAGAGAAAUGGAGUCGAUUGUUUUGUUAGCUCAAAGCCUGGGUGUAAAAUGUCCGAUACACAUUUUUGCUGGUUUACCCAUUAACUAUGAACGAGCAGCUGCGGGUGGCCUAAUAUGGCAAAUGAUUGCCGAUGUUAAGCCAAAUCGUUCAUCCCGCCCAUCUGUACUGGCUGUGGGAGAACGUUACGACAGUAUGUUAAUGGAUUUCCAAAAACAAGCCCAAGGUUUCAAUCCAAAUUUACCGAAUCGUUGUAUAAGUGGUGCAGGCCUUUCUUUCUCCUUGGAUAAACUUGUGGCUGCCAUGGGCUCGGAAGAUUCCCAAAAAUGUCGAACUAUAGAUGUGGGUGUAUGUGUCUCGGGAUCGAGGCCUCCCCUUAAAGAUGUUACAUACAUUAUGCGUCUGCUGUGGUCAGCUGGUAUACGAUGCAGUUUUAUCGAAUCGGUAACAUGUAGCGGUGAUGAAUCUCAAGAUUUAGCCAAGCUGGGGGCUAGCCAUGUUAUAUUGGUUGCCGAAAAUGGGGCAUUGCGUAUUCGGUCGUGGGAAAGGGAACGUUUCCAAGAACGUCAUGUUACCCGUUCAGAAUUGGCAGAUUUUAUACAAAAAUUAUCGGUGCGCCAAGAAAACAAUUACAACGCAUCCAGCGAAUAUUCCGUUCAACAGACAAAUACAAAUUAUGGUGGUUUUGGCGGUGGAGGUGGCAGUGGCAGCUAUGGCAGUCGUGGUGAUAAUGCCCUUAGUACCUCGGCGUCGGGUACAAAUGUUAAGAAUAUCAUAAGUUCAAGCAGUCUCAGUAAUUUACCGAAUAUACAAGUUAUAUUUUCUUUGACACAAGAUAAACUGUCGGCAAACUAUCGUAGACGUUUGGAGAAUCAGGUAACACAACAAAUGUCUUCAACUCUGGCACAAUUUGCUAAAACAGAAAACAUUGCCGUAUUGGUUGUUGAGUUAUCACCAUGUACAUUAAAUGGCAUUGUAGCAGCUAUUAAUCCACGAGCUGUAGAUCGCAAAGAGACUGAACAAGAAAUUAAUAGCGUAAUUGAUAGGUUCCCAAAAAAUCGUCGAUACAUUUCAGAUAUAUGUGAAGAAAUUGUAGAUUACAUUACCGAUUCGAAAAUAACCAUAGUUGCCUUAUAUAGCAUAACUGAUUCAUACUAUCGCGUUAUAAUAUGAAUAGAAAAGAAGAGUGUCGAAUACAACACAUCAACUAUUGAGGAGUGUCAUAAUCAUUCAACUAGAUAUUGACAUGGCAACUACUUUAAAUACAUGAUUUGAGAUGCUCGAAAUAUGGUUAUCCUUACCUAAAAUAUCCUAUUGACGAAACGGUCCUUUCUGAAAGUUUCACAUCGAUUUUUUACAUUUUACAAAAGGAAAAAUCAACAAGAAACAAUACCCACAAAAUCAACUGGUAAUAUGGCUGUAACUGCAAAAAAUGUAAAUUGUCUCCACCUCUUAAAAAUAAUAAAAAAAUAAAUUUAUAAAUUCUAUUUAAAAUAAUCAUAUCUUCCAAUGUUAAAUAUACCAUAAUUUAUAAUCUCAAUAUAGAAUUUUGUAUAAAAAAAUGUUUAACUAUUCCUUAGCUAUUUGAGUUUGAGAAAUAACCAUUGUUGAAUUACAUGUGAAAUUAUUUUUCAUUUAUUUUCAUAAUUUCAAAAUAUUGAAAAGUUUCAUUUUCGCAUUUGCAUUUCCAAGACUUGCAAAACUUUUUAUUUUCAUUUUUUUCUUUAAGAUUUUUAUACAUUUCUAAAGAUAACAAAUGUAAAACAUUCAUUUUUUUAUCGAACAAAAUCAUAAAAAAUAAAACAACUAUUUAAAAUUA
Molecule: messenger RNA, 5938 nt
Organism: Musca domestica (house fly)
Lineage: Eukaryota; Metazoa; Arthropoda; Insecta; Diptera; Muscidae
Gene: Gcn2
Product: eIF-2-alpha kinase GCN2
Exons: 7
Coding region: 421-5292 (1623 amino acids)
Biological process (GO): regulation of translational initiation by eIF2 alpha phosphorylation; DNA damage checkpoint signaling
Cellular component (GO): cytosol
Molecular function (GO): ATP binding; protein binding; eukaryotic translation initiation factor 2alpha kinase activity
Source: RefSeq, a predicted model, not a curated record